Molecule: messenger RNA, 1196 nt
Organism: Danio rerio (zebrafish)
Lineage: Eukaryota; Metazoa; Chordata; Actinopteri; Cypriniformes; Danionidae
Source: RefSeq, a predicted model, not a curated record
UCGCUUCGGCUUCUAAACGUCAAACAGCUGCUAGGGCGCACACACACAUGGCUCUGUGUUUAUCAUGUCUGUAUCGCGUGUUGUGCUCAGUUUGGGUUAUAUAUAACAUUUAAUAAAGAUUUGUAUAUUUACUUCAGCGACACAAACACAUACACAAACACACGUUGGUCUCUCAAUCCUGUUUAUGCUCCGCGACUUUAACGUUAAACGAACGGACUGUGAAUCAUGCAACAAACUGUCGCGCGGUAUUUAAUCUUUUUCCAGUACACAGGGAGCAAAUACAGUGGUGUGAUGAAGGCUCCAGCUCAUCAAGCUGUACAGGGGGUCGGGAAUCAUUUAGAGAAUGCAGUGAGGAAGCUGAAGCCGGUGAAUGAGGUGUGUGUGUCCAUCUCCAGCAGAACAGACACUGGUGUCCAUGCUUUGUGUAACUCUGCUCAUGUAGAUAUCCAGCGGAGAGCAGACAAACCACCCUUGUCAGAGCAGAGCCUGCUCGAGGCUUUAAACUUUCAAUUAAAAGAAGAACCUAUAAGAAUCACCAGAGCUUACCGUGUCCACAGUGACUUCCACGCACGCUAUCAGGCGCAAUCGCGGACAUACGUAUACCGCUUGGCUCUGGGUUGUCAGCAUCACACACUAAUGCCACUGACGGAGAAGGAUCUAUGCUGGGCAUUACGAGACACGAGGUUAAAUAUUGAUGCGAUGCGUGAGGCGUCAGCACUGCUGUUAGGAACCCAUGACUUCAGCACUUUUCGGGCCUUGAGCUCCGAUGCCCCCUUUAAGUGCCCUGUGAAGACCCUCGAUUUAGCCCAGCUGGAGCCUGGAGAAUCAUUCUCUCAGAGACACUUUCAAAGAGACAUUCAGUUCUGGGAGCUCACUUUUAAAAGUAGGUCUUUUUUAUACAGACAAGUGCGCAGGAUGACCGGAGUGCUGGUUGCUAUUGGUCAGGGUCGACUUUCUGUAAGUAAGAUACAAGAUCUAUUAGAGGCGCGUGAUUCGUUGGCAUUCCCAAAUAACCUGACGGCCCCAGCCCAUGGCCUGUUUCUGACCAAUGUACAGUACAGAGAUACAGAUCUUGUGGCUUCCAUGUCAGAAGAACAAUAAUAGAGUUAGUUAAUAAUUUUAUCAUAAUUAUCAAGGCAUGGACAUUUUAAAUUGUUUAAAAAUGUCAAUAAACUGUUUUUGUUAUUUUUCUUCAA